Molecule: messenger RNA, 3771 nt
Organism: Linum trigynum
Lineage: Eukaryota; Viridiplantae; Streptophyta; Magnoliopsida; Malpighiales; Linaceae
Source: the annotation of a GenBank genome assembly
GUACAACUCGCCAGUGGCUUAAUCUGUGAAAAUGGCAAGAAACGCAGGUACUGCUACUGCCAGCUCCAGACCUCCUUUUUCUAACCAGUCUAUAGAGCGCCAGAGCCCCCGAGUUAUUCUCCUCUCUCCAUCACGCUAAUUCUCCCUCCCUUUCUCUCUCGCCAAAAACACAUUUUCUAGCAUUCUUAUAGAGCUCGCUCAUGGAGCCUUUUCAUUUUUCUUUUGUCUCGUUGCUGAAAAAACGAACUCCCGCCGGUUGAUUCCUCGCACUCCGAUUCUAGUUCUCUCGCCAUUUCCGUUUCAUUUGAUCGGCCAGUAGAGUCGUAAACCAGCGAUUUCCGGCGUAGAGGUUUUCGGAGCUAGGGUUAGUUAGCUACAUUUUGUAUUGGAGGUCUUAGAUCGUUCAGCGCCGGGAUUUUUGAUUCUCAGUAGACUUCACAGCGACGAAGUCGUCCGUCUCUCUCUCUCUCUCUGGUACUGUUUUGGAGCAUUCAAGAAAAAUGAGCGCCGGAGCUCCGUCUGAAGGCUUGCUGGUGGAAUCAAGAGCAGACGAUGGCGUCCCUGCGUCAUCGUUCCGCAGGGGCUCGAAGUUUGCGUACUCGACGGAUUUUCUCUUGUCCAUGGCUGUUUUGGAUAUAUGCCAGAGGUUGCCUUGCAACUUCGAUUGCGAUGUAUUGCGUGAGCUUGACGAUCGCCCUAAAGUUCGGUGGCAGCCGAAGACUGGUUCUGAGUUGGCGAGAUGGGAUGGCAACAUUCUAUCAACUAGUUGGAGAGUUAGUCCUGAAAGUGGAAUUUUACUGAAGAAUCUUCCUGAAAAUGUAAGUUUAGGGAAGAAUACUUUUGAAAGUGGGAUUCUAGGGAAGAACAAUCCUGAAAGUGGGGUUCUAGGGAAGAACAAUCCUGAAAGUGGAAUUUUAGGGAAGAAUCAUCAUGACGGUGUAAUUUUGGGGAAGAAUACUUCUGAAAGUGGAACUCUAGGGAAGAACAAUCCUGAAAGUGGAAUUUUAGGGAAGGGUGCUCUCCUGCCAGCACCUGAACCUAUGGCUGUUGAUUCUGCUCCAAAGAUUCACGAGGUUAGCACCUGUCAUCUGCUAACCCGAAGUGCUACACCAUAUCGGCCUCCGCAUCUGUACAGGAUGGAUCUCCAUUCUGGAACAGAGAAAGUGGAUAUUGGCAGCGAGAAAACAUUUGAUUCCUUGAGACUGCGGAGGACUGAAGUGGAAAAACAGAGAGAAACAUCUGAAUCAUUAUGGAGUGAUCUUCAAGUAACUCAGGAGACUCAGAAGAACAUUUCAGAUGAUCAGAAAGAAAACCAGGACCCAAGUAAUGCCACAGACCCGGCAGAUUCCCAGAAGUAUGGAGUUGAAGGAAGUUGGACAUCCGAGAAACGGGAGAGUAAGACCGGCCAGACCACCAUGUCCUGUCCUUACUUCCUAUCUUGGGUUAAGCCAACUGGCAAUAGCAUGUCCAACACCGAUGGCAAACGUGGAACAGGACAAGCACCUAUGGAUCACGCCACAAAGCUGAACGAGCAACCAUUGACAAGUAUUCAUUCAGAAAGUAACAAAGCUACAAGCCAGUCCCACCCAUCUACUUCUCCUUCAGCCACCAAGGAAGUCUUUCACCAACAACUGCACGAAUGGGUCAACAAAGCAACUACUUGUCCUAACCCUUCCCCUCAAACCACUGAACCUACGCAAGACAAUCCAGAGAUCGAUGAUGCCGACUAUCAGGACCUCGUUGCUUUACUAGAGGAAGAAACCACGUGCCAGUCUACCGAGCUCCGGCGUAGCCAGGACCUCUCGAUGCUGGGCUUCUCCGAGUUCGACCUUGGAGGACAGAGACCAAUUCUGGCCUCUGGUGAUAACGACAUUGUUCUUCCAGCCGAAGUCGAUGCUUCAAGCUGCAGCGGAAAUGUCCUCAAGGGCGACGAGCGUGCUGCUGCUGAAGUCCGAACUAAACAGGAAACUUCACCAGACUUGGCUGCAGCUGACUUCCAUGAGAAGCCUCAUACAAGUGAUGAAAUCUGCUGGCCGGAGGAAGACAGUCUGAUUACUAUCGACGACUUCGUAUGUCCAGUGGAUGAAACCGCCCGCGGCGGCGAACUGAGUAAGAAGCAGUCCUCCUCCUGCCCACAGUUGCUUGGCUCUCGGAGGAAACCAGAGAAGAAGAUGAAGCCCAAAAAAUGUGUGUAUGUUACACAGCAGCCUAUGGGACCAAUGAUAUGUUCUCCUCAUCCUCCACCUCCUCCUGGUAUGGUGCCAUGGCUCCCUGUCCUUCCUCCUCCGCAUCCUAUGGCGCUCUAUCCUCCUGGCAUGUGUUCCCCCUUUGGUAAUCAGGUCCACAUCUAUACGAACCUAUUGGCCAGUCCAGAUCAGAACUUGGGGUGGCCUUGGUUCGGCAACGCUUAGAUCUGACUGGGAAGGUGAGCAGCAGGUUUAGUUACCGCCUUCUAGACCUAAUUGCAGUCACGAUUUGCUUUUAGAAAGCAGACACUUCUGGUUAGAGGUGGUCUUUUCAACUAGAUUCCAAAUGGUGAUUAGUAGCAACAAAAUUAGCGUCCUAGUUGAAUUAGUGGAGGAUUAGAAAUUUCCCAACUCUGGAAAGAAACAAAGAAAGCAUGUGAAGCGGGGAUAGUAGCCUAUGGUAGUGAUGUUCAAAGGAGCACAGACCUUUGAAACAGUAUACUUUUAACAACUCCAGUGGGGCUUAGUCGAAUUUGUUCAUUUUUCUUCUUUCGUGGCAUCUGGUCGAAAAUUGAAAAAAUCAUAUUUGCAAAAUGUUCGUGGAACCUGUACCAAGUCGGUUAUGUUUCCAUUCCGGAAAAAAAAAAAAACACAAUUCAGCUGCGCGAAUUUUCAGAAUAUGCAUGCGGUUCAGCACGGUUAAACACUUUCGGUCUUGCAGUACGACAUUUUGCAGAUCUGUUUCACUCGCUAGGCCAAGGCGCUAAAUAAUCUAUCAAGUUCUGUUAAUGUGCCAACUCUGCUGCUCGAAUAAUUUCGUGGAAUCAAAAAGCAGAGGCCUCAGAAAUGAGUCACCAGUAUUUAGAUGUGUCUCUAGGUAAGGUUACAACUUACAACCAAGGCCUGGCUCAAAGGUAGAAUGAGCUCUCAAAAGGCUUAUGUUACACUCAAUUCUUAACGGUGCUACACCGAAGAACCGGGUCGCAAAAACUCAGACCGACGCCCCAGGUUUCACAUAGGAAGGCGUCAAAGGUGAUUGUGGAGGCUGCAUUAAUUACACUUAACAACGGCUGAACAAGCUUGUGAUCAAAACUUUAAUUACAUACUCUCACUAAUUAGGUGCGUGAAUUCCUUCUUUCCUCCGUCGCAGGAGGUGCUGUACAGCAAGGCCUUUACCGGGAACCACCAACUAUACACCCGCUCUCUGGAGCAGCAGCAGCUGCUGCUAGUACUAGUUAUUGUUUCUCCUCUUCUUCAAAUCCCAUAUACACACUACCUGUAAGAUUACAACAAAGCCGAAGGACUGGCCAAAGAGGGGAACUGGUGAGCUGUACAGAGCGCGUUGUGCACCUUUAAUUGUUGGCGGUGGAAGCGUUUGCUGAUCUUCCCGUCCGGCCAAUUUACCUCGCCCGGAUCAAGCAACAGUUCAUAUCCUGUUUGCAUCCGUGUCGUAGGAAGCAAGCAGCCUUCUCUGUCAUGCAAAAGUACAGCAUGUCACGAGACCGUAAAUUAUUACCAAUUACAGAAAAUGGACAGAAAUGGAGGUUCCAAAUAGUAAUGAGUUCAAUCAAUUAAACAUUGCUUG